Molecule: messenger RNA, 711 nt
Organism: Guillardia theta CCMP2712
Lineage: Eukaryota; Cryptophyceae; Pyrenomonadales; Geminigeraceae
Exons: 1
Source: RefSeq, a predicted model, not a curated record
AUGUAUCGAGCGAGCGCCUCUGCUGCCAUCGAUGCCGACAGGCUCCAGACUCUCUUCUGCAUCAAGAAACGGCACAAGUCCCUCCAUCGAGCCAGUAGGACGGGGGUUGACGGUGAGCCAUCGGAGGCAGCGAGGAAUGGGCACGGGGAUGGGAAGAAGAGCAGGCAGCGAUAUUCCCUCCUCGAUCUCCGUCGAGCUCAGAACAUCGGCAUCAUGCUCUCCAAGUUCCGCUGCUCCCUCCGCAAGAUCCGCGAGGCUGUGGUCGAGCUCGAUGCCGACGUGCUCACCCUUGAUGACGUGGCGUCACUGAAGCAGUACGUGCCGACGGACGAGGAGAUGGAGAUGCUGAGGGCCUUCGAUGGAGAUGCGCGAGACCUCGGGAUAGCCGAGCGCUUCUUCCUCGAGAUCCUUUCAGUCCCGAGGUACAGGGAGAGGCUGAGCGUGUUUGAGUUCGUCAAGAGCUUCGAGGAUCGUUGGCAGGAGGCAACGUCGGGCAUCUCGACCCUCCGCCUCGCCCUGCUCGAGCUCAAGGACUGCAAGGGGCUGCACCAGGUGCUGGAGAACCUGCUGGCCAUCGGCAACUUCAUGAACUUCGGGACGAGCAUGGGCAAUGCCGGAGGCUUCCGCCUGGAUGCUCUAGAGCAGGUCUCGAACAUGCGGUCCAACGUGGACAAGGAUGGUACAGUCUGCACCCUGUUGGACUACCUGGUG